GGCCACCAGAGGGCACCUGCGGGCGACGCCCUGGGCGGAACCCUGCGAAAAGAAAAAUCGUGAGAGGCGGGGCCAGGGGCUGGAGCGGCGGAAAAGCCCUUCGCUGCUCUCGGCAGUGCGUCUCGCCCUCUCUUCUCACUUCCGGUCCCACUUCCCUUCCAGACUGGCUUUCUCUGAGACCGCAAAGAGCUGCCCUCUGCUCCCCGCCCGGCACGCUGAAGCCCCCCCGCCCCUCAAGGAUGCAUUACCUAGUGCCGCGGUCACCGUCACCGUCACAGGCACCCUCAACCCCACCCCCAGCCCGUCCCCGGUCCCUCUCUCUCCCUCACCCGCACCUGUUCGCAAGCUCCCGGGGAUCCCAGGUGCGGGCAACCGGGAAAUUCCACGCCCCGCGGAGACCCGCCAGCUCUGGGGAGGGGAAAGGGGGACGCGCAAUCCAGUGACGCUCCCGGGCAAAUAUCCCAGAUUGUGCCUUUUUAGCCAAGAAGUAUGGAGGUGAUUCAUGGCAGGCCCUACUGUUGCAGGGAGUUAGAAAGAGCUGACAUUCUCUCAGACACUUUGUUCUCUAAUGAACUACACACUCCGCUACUAUCAACCACUCGCCCAACUGCCUCAGAAGACAGGUAUCAGGAAUUAAGGGAGUCACUCCACCAAUGUAAGCUUCCAUGGGGUGCUGAAAGGGAAUAUGGUGGGAUUAUACCGAUUUCGCUGCCUGAUGAACACAGGCCGAAAUAUGAGCCUCCUUGUGUCAUGGGCAAAGGACAUCAGCAUUAUGGAUUUGGUGGAGAAACCUGGCCAAGAAAACUUCCUAUUGAACAAUACUAUUAUUUGACACGGAACCAAAAAAGUGACGUCUAUGGAAAUGAUUCCUUGUUGCCCAAACCAUCUAAUUCAACAAUAAGCGAAAUCUGCUUACCAUAUCCAAUUGAUCACCCUUACCAUACACACAUCUCUCGUGGAGCCAUGUUCCCGACCUUUACGUCACCUAAGGAGCUCUACAAUGGUAUUAAAGCCUGCACUCACCAGCCAUUUGCUCCCACGGUGCCAACCAAGACCUAUGAUUCAACGAUUUUGAAGACAAGAGGUAAUCCUUACAGAUAUGAACUGCUUGAUUUUCCCACAGAUUCAAAGAAGAAAUCAUUGACGUGGCCAGGUCAGGAUGUGUAUUAUGAUAUUCCUAAAUGUGCAGAGAAAAAUAAGCCAACAUUCUACCCAAAACCACCUAAAACUUUCGCUCCCAACACUUCUUUAAAUACAUGGGAUGUUCUUAAGUCCAUAAAAGAAGCCAACAUACGAAGAAAUCUUGAAAGGUCCCAUUGGAUCUCUUCAUACAAUCAUGAUUUUACAGGUCUGGGACCCAUGAACCCCCUUGAACUGGAUGAUUACCACGAAAAGGAGGUAGCAGAAUUAACUGGACAGAAAGGAUUUGACCCACAGCCUCAAGAAAAAUUCCACUCUAUUUUAAAACCCUCCAGACCCUUGGAAGGGCGAAUCGCCCGACUUACUCAGAAUCGACAUCCUCUGGAGGCUAUUAUCCAGCAAAGUCCAAGUUCCUGUCCAGAUUGUACCCCUAAUGUUUUGUGUACUUUUCAUACCUUUAUACCCAGUUCUGUAGAAAUGAUGGCACUGAGUGAUAAUAUACCAGCUGGCGUGACCCAUAAAAACCAGAAUAUUGAAGAGAAGAUCAAGGAAGAACAAAGCUUACUAUCUAACUACUCACUCAAACCUCCUUACUCAACAAAGGAUCUGACUAGCAUUUAUGACAUAAAACCAUUUCCAAAAAUCACAGAUACUAAAAAGACAGAAGAUUUGUACUGGAGACAGCUGUCAUCAAAACCCCGACCUAUAUCUUACUGUAAAUCAAGCGAAUACAUUCCCUAUGAAUGCUCUAAAUCUAACCUACACAAUCCAUAUAAUAUAUGUAGAAACCGGGUUAGCUUUGCUAAACCUAGUCUUUUACAAACCAAACCAGACAUGGAAAUAAUCAAUUUAGAACGUAAAUAUUUAGGUAAGCCAGAAGAACAGCUGGGCUUGAACAUGGAACAAAACGAAGAAAUAAGAUCUAUUCUGGGUUGGAUUCCUAAAGCUGGAGUGGCCAAGCCUCAGACCAACCUUCUGGAUCUUAAGAACUCUUUCUCAAAAACUGGUGCACAAAAACGUUUCUAUAAAUCAAUUCUAGACGACCAUAAAGACCUUAGGGAUAAGGUGAAUUCAGGGAUGAAACACCAGUUCUAUGGCCAUAAUUCCUAUGAUUUCUAUAAUUGAGGUAUUCCUUCUUCCCUUCAAAACCCAGCCUCUUGCAAGAAAAAAAAAUAUUACAGAAAUUCCUUCAUUUUGCUGGCAUAUGUUUCUAGAGUAAGCCAUAAUGACCUCAUUAAGGAGGUUUAUGUUUUCAGGAAUUUAAGUUAGGACCUAGUCAGAGGAACCAAGAAAAGGUGAUGUUUGAUAUCUUGAAAAGUUUGAGUAAUUUGGCAAUAAAACAUUACUACCAGAAAAAUGUAUACUCCAGCCUCAUCUUCAAAUUAUACUCUAAAGAAGUUUUCCAAAAUUUCAUGAAAAGCAAUGUGUACAACAAAGUUUACAUUAUCGUUUUACAGAAAGUACAAAUUUGAAAAAACUCAAAUUCUCAAGAAUUGAGACAUGAUUAUACAAUCUGAUGUACCUUAAUAAAAUAAAUGUGAAUCCUGUCCUUUUAUGUAAAUAUUUGCACAAAAUACUUUUUCCAGUUCCACCAGAGGAACUGGUAUCUACGGCAGUUGUAGCUUUAUAAAAUGUAUUUCCUAAGUCUUAAAAGUUGAAAUUACUCCUUGAUCAAUGGACUGCAGAAUGGAUGUUAUGUAAGCCAGCAUAAAAACAUUACCCUUAUUGUACAUCUCCAUCAGAGCUCUUAGGUAAGCAGGUACAUUGUUAAUAAGGAGUAAUUUUUUGAAAGAAAAAAAUUUUUGAACAAUUAAGUCUCAGUGGGCUUAAAAUAUUGACUAAACCAUCUUGUAAACACAUGCUGUCAUCCAGGCUUUGCUCUUCCUCUCAGAGAGCACAGUUGAUUUAGUAUAAUUCUAAAGGACUCUAGGAUUUUUGGAAUAGCAAAUGAGUAUAUGCUUCAACUUAAAAUCACCAGCUGUAUUUUCUCUCCUACCAAAAGAGUUGUCCUGUCUUGAAGCUUUGAAGCCAGGCAUUGAUUUCUCCCAUCUAAAAUCCUAGAUAGCCUCACCUUCCAAUGUAAGAAUGUUUCAUCUACUCUGGAAAGCAGUUGUUUAUUGUAGACAGCUUAAUCAAGUAGUUUACUAGAAGUUCUAAAUGACUUGCUUCUACAUCAGCACUUGCUAUUUCACUUUGCAAUUUUAUUUUAUGAAGAUGGCUCAUUUCCUUAAACCUCAUGAACCAACUUCUGUCAGUUUCAAAUUUUCUUCUGCACCUUUCUCAUCUCUCUUAUCCUUAACAAAAUCGUAAAGAGAAUUAGGGCCUUCAUCCGGAUUAGGUUUUGGCUUAAGGGAAUGUUAUGGCUGGUUUGAUCUUCUAUCCAGACCACUACAACUUUCUCCACAUCCGCAAUAAGAUAAAAAACCAUUUGGCUAAAUCAAAGUAGAAGUAGAUAGAAUUCAGGAAAUUAAUCAGAAACUGGGGGCUGAAUUUGAGGGACGAAGAAGUCAAAACGUGACGUCCCAGUGACAGAAAUGCAUGUCAGGAAAGGGAGCUAGGUUUGAAGUGUAACUCGAAGCAGUGAUAAUAAAUAAAACCUGCAUUUCUAAUAUGACCAGAAGGGAUGCAAUCCUUUAGACUUUCCAGAACACUCUAAAUCACCUGAAAUCGUGUUUCUUUCUAAAUGCUUGCCUGCACACCCGUCUGUACAGAGACGCGAAGGGAAGGAGGAGACUUUAGAAGAAAAAGAAGCGGCAGGCAUGGGGCCAGAGCGAUCACCUGCAACUGCAGUACCUUCCCCAGUCUUGGGAGUGAAGGCAAAAAAAGAAAAUGGUCACAAGCUCCUGUCAAAUAACUCCUGGUUCCUUGUUCAUGGUAUCCAUCGAGGUGCUGCUGGCACCAGCGGUGGAAAUACGACCCAGCCUGGGUAAAGGUCGCCAGCUGACCGGAUGGUAGACCUUUAAGUGUGUCAAAGUUAGGGCGACUCCCUCUGGACGGAGAUCGAACGAUCCCCUCAAAGAUAUUACAACCUUGCUCUGGAGAAUUGAUACCUUAAGCUGUUUAAUUUCCUCAAGCCAAAAGUCUCCGCUCCACCCUCCACGCCAGCACACGCAGGCGCGCAGAGGCUGGGAGUGACGUCAGCCCCUCCCGGCACCGCCUCGAAGUCAAACAUCCAAGGCCUGUCGUAAGAGCCGGGCAGGAGAGGCCUGGAGAAAAAGGGCAUCCACGCGACACAU
Molecule: messenger RNA, 4376 nt
Organism: Marmota monax (woodchuck)
Lineage: Eukaryota; Metazoa; Chordata; Mammalia; Rodentia; Sciuridae
Gene: Spmip4
Product: sperm microtubule inner protein 4
Exons: 10
Coding region: 490-2265 (591 amino acids)
Cellular component (GO): centrosome
Source: RefSeq, a predicted model, not a curated record